This is a messenger RNA of Daldinia childiae, 1014 nucleotides long. RefSeq lists its product as uncharacterized. Gene Ontology annotation, cellular component: cytoplasm. The coding region runs from base 1 to 1014 and encodes 337 amino acids. Gene Ontology annotation, molecular function: protein prenyltransferase activity. The transcript has a single exon. NCBI's taxonomy places the organism in Eukaryota, Fungi, Ascomycota, Sordariomycetes, Xylariales, Hypoxylaceae. The record is from RefSeq and is a predicted model, not a curated record. Gene Ontology annotation, biological process: protein prenylation.
AUGUCCCGCUCGCUAGAUAAAGAUCUUUUGGCUCACUUAGAAGCUGAUGAUCCAAAUAAGGUGUAUAAAGAUAUCUCAACGAUCCUCGCGAAGCUACCAGAAAAUGAAUUGCUAGAGAUCGAAUUCCUUGGGAAAAGCCAUCCUCUACAACCAGGGGUCAACUACCUUAGAGAUGGCACGGCUGUCGCAAUUCCUAAGCUCAGGCUAGUUCAAGCAUUUUUCGUUGCACGCCAAUUGCUUCAGGCCUAUCAUGCGGACAGUACAGUAAAUCGCAGCGAAGUGAUGGCUGCAACAGCUGUACUGCUGCUUAUGGACCCGGAACAUCUGACAGCCGCUAAUACCCGGAAACGACUGCUCAUAUCGUCGCUAGAAACUAGCGAGAUAGAUGAGUUGUCAUUAAGACGAGAGAAGCAGUUUGUGGAUAGCCUUCUCACGUCAAGGCUGUAUCGGCAUGCCAAAUCACCUACCCUCUGGUCACAUCGUCGCUGGCUACUCCACCUAUAUGCAAUUCACAAUAUAGUCGUGGACCUGCAGCACGAUAUCAAGAAUGUUGUCAUGGUAGCGGGAAUCCGGCAUCCUCGCAACUAUCCUGCCUGGUAUCACGCUCGGCUCUUAAUAGAUCGAGAUCCGGGACUGGCUGGGUCUAUAGUUACUGAUGUUAAAGAGUUCUGCUUGAAGAAUCAUACCGACAUUUCCAGCUGGAGUUUUCUCAUCUAUGCUAUCAGCAGAAUUAAAGACGAUGAAAACCGCGACAUAGUCUGCUCGUCCGUUUUUACAGAAGUCCUUGAUAUCACUAGCUCGUUACGCUGGAUAAGCGAGUCUGUCUGGACAUUUCUGCGCACUAUAGCGACGGUGGAAUUCAUUAGUGAUCAGCAAUUCGAGUCAUUUUUGGCCGUAAAUAAGAGGCUCGCUUCCACAACGCCGGAGAACAGUAGUCAGUGGAGAACACUGGAUAGCGCACAACGUUGGUGCGAAAAGUAUCGCCCUCUAAUGGGGUCCAAAAUGGCGGAAUGA